Messenger RNA from Microplitis mediator, 973 nucleotides. RefSeq names its product NAD-dependent protein deacylase sirtuin-5, mitochondrial-like. Bases 1 to 807 code for a protein of 268 amino acids. NCBI's taxonomy places the organism in Eukaryota, Metazoa, Arthropoda, Insecta, Hymenoptera, Braconidae. The record is from RefSeq and is a predicted model, not a curated record. Gene Ontology annotation, molecular function: protein-succinyllysine desuccinylase activity; protein-malonyllysine demalonylase activity; NAD+ binding. The transcript has 5 exons.
AUGAAUAACGUAAUGAAAUCAUUUAAAGAUACUUUAUCAAGUGCUAAAAAUAUAUUAAUUCUUACUGGAAGUGGAAUAUCAGCAGAAUCUGGUGUGCCAACUUUUCGUGGUGCUGGUGGAUUUUGGCGAACAUAUCAAGCAACUUAUUUAGCAACUCCACAAGCUUUUAAGGCUAAUCCAUCACUUGUUUGGGAAUUUUAUGAAUACAGACGAGAUUUAGCAUCUAAAGUACAACCAAAUAAAGCACAUGAAGCAAUCGCUAAUUUUGAAAAAAAAUUAACGAGUCAAGGAAAGAAAGUAACUGUUGUAACACAAAACGUUGAUGGACUUCAUCAACGUGCAGGAACUAAUAAUAUAUAUGAACUUCAUGGUUCAUUAUUUAAAACCCGGUGCACUAAAUGUGAUAACGUUGAGGUCAAUAAUAAUGUUCCUAUUUGUCCAGCUUUAGCAAGAGCCAGUUUACCAGAACAAGAUGACACGUUGUCAGAAAUACCCGUCGAAGAUUUACCGCAUUGUCAAAAAAAUUCUUGUGCUGGAUUAUUGAGACCUUAUAUUGUAUGGUUUGGAGAAAAUCUUGAUGAAGAUCUUCUUAAUAAAACUGAGGAAUGUGUUGAAAAUUGUGAUGUGUGUUUAAUUAUUGGAACAUCAUCGAUUGUUUAUCCAGCUGCUAUGUUUGCACCAAGAGUUGCUGAACGCGGUAUUACCGUUGCUGAAUUUAAUUUGGAAGAAACAGCAGCAACAAAAAGUUUCCAAUAUCAUUUUCAAGGACCAUGUACUGUGACAGUGACUGAAGCAUUGGAUAUUUAAAUAAAAAAUAAACAUAUUUUAAAUUAAAAUAAUAAAAAUAACAAAGUGUUCUAGAAUAGAUGUUAGAGUUUAGACUAAUUUUUAUUUAUUUCAUACUAAAUUGCGUGAUAUCUCUGUAAAAAAAGAGAAUAAUUUUAAUACAUUAAACCAAUAAAUUAUUUAAUCA